AUGCCAACACUGAUUACCCUUGCUGCAUCAAUUCCCCAGUUUCAGCGUCCUUUCACUGUGACCAUUGUUCCUCCGAACCGUUUUCAAAUCGGGGUUCUCUCUGAUGAGGAAGCACUUGAUAAGUCUCGGCCAUGCUUGAUGGAAGGGGUUUACUUGUUGAAUGAAGUGUCCCUCCGCAAGAAAACAUGCUCAGAGGAGCUUUUCCAGUGCCAGGUUGUUUUAGAAAAAGAUUUGGAAGGGCUAAAACAGUUGCGGGUCCUUCACAAACAGAUGGAGAAAGAAGCCAAAGAGUUGAAGGAAGAGGUUCCUGGUUUGUCAGAAAGGAACCAAAUUCUGGUAGCGGAUGAUUCGAUCUAUUGGUUAGUAGGAGGAGCUGAAAAAGUUGAACCAGGACUUGCAAAUGAGGAUAAAUGA
Molecule: messenger RNA, 414 nt
Organism: Lactuca saligna
Lineage: Eukaryota; Viridiplantae; Streptophyta; Magnoliopsida; Asterales; Asteraceae
Source: the annotation of a GenBank genome assembly